Molecule: messenger RNA, 716 nt
Organism: Macroventuria anomochaeta
Lineage: Eukaryota; Fungi; Ascomycota; Dothideomycetes; Pleosporales; Didymellaceae
Exons: 1
Coding region: 78-248 (56 amino acids)
Source: RefSeq, a predicted model, not a curated record
UUUUUUUCAAUCCCUAUAGAGCCAGCAGAUGACUCUCUACCACAUCAAGGGCUAAUGAAUAGACCUGGACAUGCUAGAUGGCUCUUUCUACCGAUAUGACUUUGUCAGCCUACCUGAUGCUCACCUACUCUGCCAUUGCCACUACUGCACAUUGCACCCCCAUGACGUUGUUGCUACCAUACUACCACGGCGGACAAAGCACUGCGAUGAGCCUUAGGCGUGACCAAACCAAAGACAUGCGAAGCUGAGGUCAUAACAAGUUACGUCCCUCCUUUCACUCAGCUUAUAACAAUAUGAGGUUUCUUGGCACACUCCAUCACCUUCAACACUGCUAUCCUGUGCGGGCAGAUGUGCGCCAGACGCACUUUUUAACAAGCCUUUCAUCGCUCUCACAAGGCACAUUAAAAAAAAAUAGAAAUGAUUCAACGCUGCACCAAGACGAGCAAAUCGUAUCGUGUCCUUGAGGCUACGACGAAAGUUCCACUAGACCAGGCUCUUUCCGUCUAUGAGCUUCAGGGUCGACGUCCAGGCGUCCAGUACUCCUACAGCUGCGGUAGCGUACGUGCUGUUCUGGGUAACGUGGUAUCACAACGCUAACUGGUAAGUGGAAUGAAUAUCACGGUAGAGUGACGAAUAGUUGCCUGUUUCAGUAACAUGACUUCCGCCGUGAUAGAAGCAACAAUGAGGAGUACUUUAAAGCACGAGUUGGAGAUCAG